CUUUAUUUAAAAGGAAGAAUCUGCUGCUGGUUGCAGAAUUUACAACACUGAAAAUAUUCCAACUUGGAAACAUGGCUUUGCUGAUGAAGACAUUGGUGGGAGGUUUUGUCCUGUUUGGCAUUAUUCCUCUGAUUCAUGCCUGCUGGUUGAUGGACGCUGGUAGCAAAGAUCAGUGUCAGGAUUACUUGGAUUAUUCAUGGCACCCACAUGGAUCCACCUGGACAAACCGCUACUGUGUUACAUGCACUUGUAGCCCUGGAUACAUGGUCUGCUGCUCUGAAUUUCCAAAGACUAACACCCCUGGCUGCACCCUGAAAAAAGACUUUAAAACAUGCAAAUAUACAGUGAUUAAGAGCGACCCAUCAAUUGAAUGUGCAAUCAACUACCGUUAAUGUUGUUGAGACAGAUGUUUCAAAAUCAAGGCUCACAUAUAAGGCCAUUGUGCAAACAAUAAUGUGGAGGUAGAAUGUGAGCCUUUUGCAAUUUAGAAUGAGAAGUUUGAUCUUACAAUAAAGCAUUACACAAAACAAUUGUAUAGUGUUUUUGUAACAGACUGAGUCUUGUAUAUUAACAUAAGUAACUGUGUACUAUAAUCUGAUUUGGUGAGAAGAAGAUGAUCAGUGGGAGAAAAAUACUUCGCUGCAUUGAUUCUUCAUUGUUAAGUUCAGAUGCAGUAGGUUCUUUGAUGGUGGGUUAAGCUGACCAGCAUCAUCUAUACUGCAAAUGAUUCUCUUAAUAUAUUCAUGAACCAGGCAAUGCUGAGCUCUUCUGAAAGCACAUAAACACCCUCACACUAUGCAUUUACACAUCUAACCUGCAUCACUGUAAACUUCUUUGACAACUCGAAUUUUUUGGGUGGAGUUUCAAUAAUAAUUUUCUAUAUAUACUAUAUAUAUAUAAAAAAAAAAACAAUACUAACCCCCUUUCAUCAAACUGCAUUUUGACAGUUUUUUUGUCCAAUCAGAGUGCGCCACGUCACGAAGUCCCUCCCCUUUUAUCCAAUCAGAGCGCACCGUGGCGGGUAGUCCCGCCCCCCUUUCGACCGAUGAGAUUCUUCUUUUUUUCCAGAUGUCCCACCCCGAUCCUCCUCCCUAAAUAAAUUUGGAUUAAAGCUAGCUAGCAAAAAUUCCCCAAUUGGAAGAGUUUAGCACAAAAAAACCCAGUGCUUAGCAUCAGUUAGGUUAGUCUCGCUAUUUAUAUUUAGCCACGUUUUACCAACAAGCAUACGGGGAACAUUUAAUGCACAAUGUACAAAUUAUUUAUUUGUUACUGCUGUGAUUUAUUUGAAGCUAGUCAAAGUUGAUGGUCGUAGUGAUGAACUUUUUUUCCCUUUUCCCGUGUAUCGUGCGAUUUCGGAUCUUUUAUUAAUACUUUAUUUAUUUAUUUUUGAAACAUAAACGGUAUCUCUGUUAUAUGCAAAAAAAAUAGAUUUUAAUUCGAGCAUCACAUUUUAUUCUGUUUCCCAGCGCGAUCCUCAUAUUCUGAAAAUAUAUUUUAUGAAAAUAUCCUCAUACUCUCUUUUGUCAGCUGAAACAUUAUAAUGAUAUGAUGCGUCAGGUGUAUAUGGUUGCUCGAGAACUUGUGACAGGUGUUUCGGUGGGAAAAGAACUUUAGGGUAUAUAAGAAACAAGACGGACUAACAUUUUCCAUGAAGAAAUUCGGGGAUCGACACGAUGGCUCAUGCUUUAAAAGUUCAAGCUGAAAUUCACCAGGUGCCUGAGUAUCAGGUUACAGCAGAAGAACUAGAGGGUAUUAGCCUCACUCAGACGGAUCCAGAUUUUACACGCGGAAUUAAUCCUGAUGAGUUUGCGAGAGGAUCGGGAAGCGACAGUCUCGCCGAUGAUUUGGAUUUGAUUCUAACAGGGGCUUCGCCAGCGAUCUCGCGAGAUCGCCGCGUUCCCUCCUCUCCUCCGAGAAGCGGAAAUGGCGUAAUAGAAAUAUCAACAAAAGUAGCGAGCGUGACACCCAUCUUAAAAGCCUGUGACGCGCCUCAGCGAGCGAAGAGACGGAGAUUAGUCAGUAAGACAGCGUCUCUAGUGAAGCGAUUAUUUACAGAUUCAGUCGAAUCACCCACAUGGUCACCCGCGUGUUCAACCAGGGAAGGGGGUCGUGGAUCUCAAAGCGUGAUUAACGGUAGACCGAAGCGGAGACCGAAGCGGAUAACGGCCCAGAACCGAAUCAGGAAGCCGAGCGAUGGCGGAGAGAGCGCCAGAGUCCCACUAGACCUCUGUUUAAGCGCAGGUUUCCUCAACGACGGAAUAACGCCAACGUCUCUAACCAGGAAGCGAGACCUGAACGGGUCCGUCGGCUGAGAAUAGCGCCACCUCUCCGCCAGCACCGUGACAGCGGAAUCUUGCGACUCGCCGAAAUAACGAGCGAUUUGAUUCGCGACCUGAUUCGUGACUACAGCGCCACGUUUUCUAACGCGUGUGAAAAAGGUUUUGUGUGAAAG
Molecule: messenger RNA, 2452 nt
Organism: Pangasianodon hypophthalmus (striped catfish)
Lineage: Eukaryota; Metazoa; Chordata; Actinopteri; Siluriformes; Pangasiidae
Exons: 10
Coding region: 1674-2312 (212 amino acids)
Source: RefSeq, a predicted model, not a curated record